Molecule: messenger RNA, 1479 nt
Organism: Lactuca sativa (garden lettuce)
Lineage: Eukaryota; Viridiplantae; Streptophyta; Magnoliopsida; Asterales; Asteraceae
Product: F-box only protein 6
Molecular function (GO): protein binding
Source: RefSeq, a predicted model, not a curated record
AUUUAACAAACCAAGUGGGAUUCAAAGGUUUCUGUAUCUUUACAAGUAACCCCAACGAAAUUCCGCGAAAGUUGACCCUGAAAGGAAUUUCUUGCGGGUCUACUGUGAACUGAGAGAAGCCCACAGAGUAGGGCUCGUUUCACACCUUCACUCCGAUCAUUCGUCAAUUCUAUGAGUUUGAGUUGCUGAAUUUUAUAUAUCAAAGACAAUGGAAUCCGGUAAAAUCCCAAACAAAUUUCUUGGAGUAAGAAACAACAAGAUCUACAUGGACUUAAAGCUCAUAAUCCGUGAACACGCCCUCCAAUUCCUCCCCGCAAAAUCCCUUUUCAAAUUCCGAGGCGUCUGUCGCGAUUGGAAACUCAUAAUCUCAACUCCAUUCUUCGCCCACAACCAAUCCCUCUCAUUCCGUUCCCUUUCCGGCCUCUUCCUCCAAACCCCCGGAACCCCCCCAACCUUCGUUUCCCUCGACCCCAAUUCCGCCGGAAUCCCCGAUCCCGCCCUCAAAUUCCUCCCCGCCCCCACCAACAUCCUCGCCUCCUCCAACGGCCUCCUUUGUUGCCAAGCUCUCACUGGCGACCGUGCGUACUACAUCUGCAACCCUGUCACCUCCCAAUUCAAAAAACUCCCGAAACCGAGCUUCGACCACGGGCGGGACCCAGCGGUCGUUCUCAUCUUCAACCCCUCUCUCCUCAACUUCGUAGCGGAAUUCACCCUCGUCUGCGCGUUCCGUUCCGCCGACUUCGACGACGGAACGGAAUUCGAAAUCUACUCCUCGAAAACCGACGCGUGGACCGUCUCGGGUGAAAUCAACUUCGCCGCGAAGAAACUCGUCCCGAAAUCGGGCGUCACGGUGAACGACUGUGCGUAUUGGCAAACGUACAACGGCGGGAUUUUAGCGUUUGAUUUGGUGAAGAACCGGUCGCAAGUGAUUCACGGGUGUCACUACGGUGGGGCCGGGUGUUUAGGGGAAAUGAAUGGGAAGCUUUGCAAUGGACAUGUGAAUGGGCAUACGAUGAUUGUGAGUGUGAUUUCGAAUAUUUACUCGAAUACGAUGCAAAUGAGUAGUCACGCGAGGUUGUGGGAUGAUAAAGUGAGGAUUCAAUUGAGUAAUGAGGUUUUUGAUGGAAAUGCGAAUGAUGAUUUGUUUUCGGUUUUGCAUGUGGAGAGUGAUUUUGCGUUGGUUUUGGGGAGACGGAAUGUUUAUCGGUUUGAUUUGAAGACGAAAGAGAUUAAGUUUGUGGUUGAGGCUGCGCAGUUUGAUCGGAAGGGGAAAGGGAUACCAUACGUGAAUAGUCUUGUCGCGCUUUGAGAGGGGUAUUUUGGACUUUUGGGAAGUGGUAUUGACAUAAGACAUAAGUGCAUGAUGAAGAUUUUUUAGAAACUUUUACUUGCUUUUGUGUUGCAUGGACUUUGAGACUAUUUGAAUUUCUAGUAUUGGUCCUUUUGAUAUGAUAUCUAGUAUCUACCUUGUACUUGUAA